AUCAAAGCAAAAUGAAAAAUCUACACGUGGCAGAUUAACGUAUAAAAGCUACAAGAACUCAUGCAACCGGGCCCCAUAUUUACCACGUGGACCACGGGUUUCUUACCAGGUCUCCUGGCUUUGCUUUUUUUAUAUUCUUCAUCUGUUCAUCAUCUCUUUAAUCGCCGGUGCCAUUUUUCUUCUUUGCAAACGAUGUCGUUUCCGCUGCAACUCUUCAGUUGGAGAGCAGCCCUCGGUCUUCGCAGCGGAGAAUCGAGCUUCAUCAAUGGAGUUUCGGUUAAAACGACGACGAAGACGCAGAAGGAGAAGAAGAGGAUCAAGGUUUUAGCAAUGUCGAGUGAAAAUUCGGUGUUGAAGAUGAACUUGAACGAGUAUAUGGUUACUCUAGAGAAACCUCUCGGAAUUCGCUUCGCUUUAUCGCUUGAUGGCAAAAUCUUUGUUCACGCUCUCAAACGCGGAAGUAAUGCGGAGAAAUCGAGGAUAAUAAUGGUAGGAGACACGUUGAAGAAGGCGAGCGAUUCAUCUGGUGGAAGGUUUACUGAGAUCAAGAACUUCGGCGAUGCUCGGGUGAUGCUGACAGAGAAGACAGGAUCUUUUAGUCUGGUCCUUGAGAGACCCUUCACUCCUUUUCCAAUUCAUGAACUGCAUCUCUCGAAUGAUCUUGACCUUUUGUUUAAUAGAGGUCGUAUGCCUGUGGCAACUUGGGACAAAUCUAUAUUGGCAUCAAAUUUGCAAAGUUCCACUGAGGGUGGUGGAAAUUCUGGUUUUGUAAUAUUUUCCUCAAAGUUUCUAGCUUCAAAAGGGUUGAAGUUUUUGAACAAUCAAAAUGGACACCUUCAUUCAAAAUUGCAGAAAAACAUUCUUGCUUCACCCAUUAGCCAACUUCUUUGUAUUUUUUCUGAGGAGGAGCCUGGAGAUGGAGAAUGGGCUCAUGGAAGCUUCCCACUGGAGGAAUACGUUAAGGCACUGGAUCGUUCCAAAGGCGAGCUUUACUAUAUCCACUCCCUUGGAAUGCGUUACAGUAAGAUUACAGAGCAGAUAUAUGUGGGGUCAUGUAUACAGACAGAUGCUGAUGUAGAAACUCUCUCUGAUGCGGGCAUCACUGCUGUAAUAAAUUUUCAGAGUGGAAUUGAAGCAGAAAACUGGGGAAUCAAUUCCAAGUCAAUCAAUCAGUCAUGCCAAAGAUUGAAUAUCCUAAUGAUCAAUUUUCCUAUAAAGGAUGGAGACUCGUUUGAUAUGAGGAAGAAAUUACCGUUCUCUGUUGGGCUCUUAUUACGCUUGUUGAAAAGGAGCCACCGUGUCUUUGUUACUUGUACUACUGGUUUUGAUCGAUCACCGGCUUGUGUAAUUGCAUACCUGCAUUGGAUGACUGAUACUUCACUUCAUGCAGCUCAUAAUUUUGUCACUGGAUUGCAUACAUGCCGGCCAGACAGGCCAGCAAUUGCUUGGGCAACAUGGGAUCUUAUAGCUAUGAUAGAAGGUGGCAGACAUGAUGGACCCGCAACACAUGCUUUGACCUUUGUGUGGAAUGGCCAUAACGAGGGGGAGGAUGUGUGCUUAGUUGGAGAUUUUACGGGAAAUUGGAAAGAACCAAUUAAGGCUACCCACAAAGGUGGAGCAAGAUAUGAAGUUGACAUUAGACUUCCACAAGGAAAAUAUUAUUACAAGUAUAUUAUUAAUGGGAACUGGCGGCAUUCAACAUCUUCACCAACAGAAAGGGAUGAGAGGGGGAACAUUAACAAUGUGAUUACAAUUGGUGGUACUGCAAGUGUGAGGCCCAUAAUUAAACCACAAGAGAAGGAUGCCAAUGUUAUAAAGGUGAUAGAGAGGCCCUUGACAGAGAACGAGCGAUUCAUGCUGGCAAAAGCAGCCCGUUGCGUUGCGUUCUCUGUCUGUCCUAUCAGACUAGCCCCCAAGUAGUUUUGGUUGCUAUAAAUCCACAAGUUUCAGUAUUUUGUCCUUCAGCUCGUAGCCAUCUAUGGCCCGAGGAAACUACAAUAACAGGACAACACUAAAAGGUACAUGACAGGAGGUAAAGGUAUGUAUCAAAGCCUGAGUUCGGACAUGUUGAAAAGAUGACAAACAAAGAUGUUGGCAUAAUCUUUUUCUUUGCUAAAUAUGUCGACAUGAUUACAAGGACCAAAUGGUACAUAUAAGAACAUGUAAGUCUCCAUUUUGUACCUACAACGUUACACUUUCAAGCCUUAAAAUAGGAAACAUGGUGCAGUUCGAAUGCUGGCAUUGCUGAGAAAAAAAAAAAAAGACAAUACAUUGGGUUGUAUCAGAGCCGAUCGUGCUCUUUACAUGCUGUGCUUUUUAUUCAGUAAACAUGAUAAGGAUUUUUUCAAAAAAAAAAAAAGGAGGGAAUAAUUUGAUCAUUCUCUCGUAUAAGCAAGAGGGCAAGAUGGGUUAAGCCUCCGCAGACCGUGUGUGCUCAACAAUGAUUUAGCCUUUAAGGAACAAGAAUUUGGUGAGCACCAAAAGAGAUUAUUAUUAGUUUGUUUGGGAAGAGAGAUAUUUGAAUUUAUAUCGAUAUCAUGCAUUAAUCAUCGAACUUAAUGCUUCAAAGUGCGGGAAAUGAGAUUAAUGACUUUCAAUCAAUAGAAAAAAUUUUAGCAUCCAUCCUUAAUUGUAUCAUAGCCAUUUUUAUAGUUCAUUUGACCAUUUUUCAUACCAAUUGAUCCACCCUUUCUCAAAUUAUAAGAUACAGAUUCCUCAUUUUCUGGUAACUUCUAAUUCAGAAGACAAAUUUUGAGAACUUAAGGAUGAUCAUAAAUCGCAAUGUAUUCAAUAUUAGUGAAUAGUAGUUUGUUAGAGGUCACAAAAAUGUUGUUGCAAUGCCGAAAAAGCUUUUGCAAGACGAAGCCAUAGCUGGAAGCCUGGAAUUUAAUGUUCACAUCCAAAAUCUCUCAAAACAGCAGCUGUGCCUGACACAACACGAGACAUGAGCAAAGCCAUGUAUUAGAGAUAGGGCCUUAUCUCCAUGGAAACUACCCCAUCAUUAUAAUAUUCACUCAUCAUGUCCGUCUCUCCUGCACUAUUGAU
Messenger RNA from Durio zibethinus, 3045 nucleotides. Its product is annotated as phosphoglucan phosphatase LSF1, chloroplastic. Gene Ontology annotation, biological process: starch catabolic process; protein dephosphorylation. Gene Ontology annotation, molecular function: carbohydrate phosphatase activity. The record is from RefSeq and is a predicted model, not a curated record. Gene Ontology annotation, cellular component: starch grain; chloroplast. NCBI's taxonomy places the organism in Eukaryota, Viridiplantae, Streptophyta, Magnoliopsida, Malvales, Malvaceae.